Molecule: messenger RNA, 654 nt
Organism: Lathyrus sativus (Indian pea)
Lineage: Eukaryota; Viridiplantae; Streptophyta; Magnoliopsida; Fabales; Fabaceae
Source: the annotation of a GenBank genome assembly
AUGGCCACCAAUUUCAAUUUUCCCAUUCAUUGCCCUGCCAACUUACAACCCUCAUGUGAGCAAAUUAGGGCUGUAGUCAUCCUACUUGCCACGCUUUCAUUUUCUGCCUCGAUGAUCUUCUUGCUAGUCAUCACUUUUGGCCACUCUAAUCUCAAGUUCCACAUAACUGAUGCUUCUCUCACAAACUUCAACCUCACAAGCAACAACGCUUUGGAUUACAAAUUAGAAGCCAACAUCACAUCAAGAAAUCCCAACAAGGACGUCGAAAUAUACUACAUGAAGAUCACCGCAAUUGCAUGGUACAAAGAUAAUGAGUUUGCUAGAGUGAGUCUGUCAUCUUUUGAUCAAGGCCACGAGAAUACCACUUUUCUGCAUGUAGUGUUUGAAGGGAAGGGUGUGAUCAAACUCAAACCUAAACAACUUUUCGAGUAUAAUGAAGAGACGCGUGUAGGGAUCUAUAAUGACUUGGCUGUUGAUUUGGAUCUUUUAAUCAGGUGUAAGCUUGGAUGUCAGAGAACUUAUCCAUACAAUCCACCAUUGGUGAAAUGUCGUCGGUUGAGCCUUUCUUUGAAUUCUAAUGCUAACUCGUCAUCAGCACCUUCUUUUCAUGUUACAAGAUGCAGAACUGGAGCUUUCUUUAGUAAUCGUUAUUAA